Alternaria ethzedia is the source of this 1935-nucleotide messenger RNA. RefSeq lists its product as uncharacterized. Gene Ontology annotation, molecular function: poly(A) RNA polymerase activity; mRNA binding. Gene Ontology annotation, cellular component: nucleolus; TRAMP complex. The record is from RefSeq and is a predicted model, not a curated record. Gene Ontology annotation, biological process: RNA 3'-end processing. The transcript is spliced from 3 exons. Lineage: Eukaryota; Fungi; Ascomycota; Dothideomycetes; Pleosporales; Pleosporaceae. The coding region runs from base 1 to 1935 and encodes 644 amino acids.
AUGGGAGACUCAUAUCGUCCGUCGCGACCUGCGCGCGACCGCCCGCGACCACUUGCAGACCGCAUGACGUUCACUGGCGGUGAUGGCGACAACUACCGACCAGGCGGUGCGCGCAACGGCAAUCAGUCCCAGUUCACCUUCGAGUCUAGUCAUCCCGCUCCCCGCUUUCCGCCUGCUAGCGAUUCCAAUGUGCCGCGGGGUCCUUCCGGUUCUGCAUCGUCAAGAAGGCGCGGUCGUGGUGGGGCCUCGCGAGGCUCGUCUCGCGCGGACGGCAGGAACAACACAAACGGAUUCCGUAGGGGUGGUUUCAAGAAAGCUGCCCCACACGAGCGCGCCCUUCUGACCCAUCGCGACGGCGGUAGUCCGGAACGCGCUCUAGGUGUUGCCGACGGCUCCAACCGGUUCCACAACCCAGAUGACAUUUCUGACGACGAAGAGGCAGAUAUGCAGGUAGAGAGCGCGGAUUCUGCCGAUGAAGAUGGCGACGGCGACGCUCGCGAGCCCAAGGCAGCCCGAACGCAAACCAAACGUGCUGAUGGCGAUUCUGUUCCAAAGUGGUCCAAUCCCGACCCGUACACCGCCUUGCCGCCUCCCGAUGAGACUACGGGAAAGAGAACCGACUUUGUCAAACUGAUCCGGAAGGCCAAGAAUCAGGAAGCCGAGAAGGCCGCUGGACACAAUUCAGUUGUUGCCAACGACGAUUUCAUCUCGUUUGGUGACGAGGACGAUGGCCGCGACGCUGUUCAAGGCUCCUUGAGCGAGUUCGCGCACAUUGACAGCAUUGUUGAUAGGCAACAGGCUGCUGUAGCUGAACAUCGGGCACCACGUCCUGCUAGAAACAACAACAAACGCAAAGCCAAUUUGAGUGGUGUCGUGGACGAGUGGCUACCCGUUCCUAACGUCAAUCCAACACCGUGGCUUCCCUCACGCGACCCGUAUGCGCAUCUCGCUAGCGAACCUGAGAAAUGGCUUCAUAACGAGAUACUCGACUUCUAUGACUUCGUCGCACCAAAGCCCUUCGAGCACGAACAACGUAACCGGCUAGUCAACCGCGUUAACAGCGCUAUGGGACAACGCAGGUUCCCUCAAGAAAACGGACGCAUCUUGUGUUUCGGCUCCUUCCCUGCGGGUCUUUACUUGCCUACGGCCGACAUGGAUCUGGUAUAUGUCUCGGAUAGGCACUACAAUGGUGGAGAACCUGUUGUCGACAUGUCUGCGAGAGGGGCCAACAAGAGUCUGCUCUACAAGGCAGCCAGACGGCUCAAAGACACAAGGUUGGCGGCCAACAACAACGCACUGGUCAUCCCUGCGCGCGUUCCCAUCAUCAAGUUCGAAGACGAGCUCACCAAGCUUCAAGUUGACAUCUCGUUCGAGAAUUUGAGCGGAGUGCAGGCACAAGCGACAUUUGCACAGUGGAAGCAGCAGUACCCCGACAUGAUAUACAUGGUGGCACUCAUGAAGCAGUUCCUCGCCAUGCAUGGCUUGAAUGAAGUCCAUACUGGCGGGAUUGGAGGGUACAGUAUCAUUUGCUUGAUCGUCAGCUACAUUCAGCAUUCCCCUAAACCGGACAACCUCGGAGAAUGUUUCCUAGGAUUCCUCAAGUACUACGGUGACUUCGAUCUAUCCCGCAAACGCAUUCAGAUGCAUCCUCCUGCUAUCAUUGAAAAGACGAACUAUGGUAUCGAUGGCCGCCCAGAAAAAUAUGACGGCCUGUCCAUCCAGGAUCCUAAUCGCCCAGAGAAUAACAUUUCCGGUGGAUCCCACAAGGUUCAGGUUGCCUUUGAUGCCUUCAAAGAAGCGUACUUUACCCUCAGCGAUCGUAUGCAGGCCGCUCGCUCGGGACAGAAUAUCGGACCCAGCAUUCUCGAAUGCGUUUUCGGUGGCAACUACGAGACAUACACCAAGCAGCGAGCCCACAUGAGAAGCCUCAAGUGA